Electrophorus electricus (electric eel) is the source of this 1346-nucleotide messenger RNA. RefSeq names its product ankyrin repeat and sterile alpha motif domain containing 4B (gene anks4b). Lineage: Eukaryota; Metazoa; Chordata; Actinopteri; Gymnotiformes; Gymnotidae. The record is from RefSeq and is a predicted model, not a curated record. Gene Ontology annotation, molecular function: protein binding.
AUGUCAAGAUAUCAUAAAGCUGCUAUUGAUGGCUAUUUGGACCUCUUAAAGGAAGCCACUAGAAAAGAUCUCAACACGCCUGAUGAGGAUGGCAUGACACCCACUCUAUGGGCUGCUUACCAUGGGCGUCUUGAGGCUCUCCAGCUCAUAUGCAGCAGAGGUGGCAAUCCUAACAAAAGUGACAUCUGGGGGAACACAUCCUUACACCAUGCAGCCUCCAACGGCCACAUGGAUAUACUUAGCUUCCUGGUUAACUUUGGAGCCAAUCUCUUCGCUUUGGACAAUGACUUCCACUCUCCUAUGGAUGUUGCUGCCUCUCGGGACCAAAUGAGCUGUGUACGCUUUCUAGACAACGCUGCCUCCCAGCAAACCAGCCAGAAUGGCAAAAAGGUGGCGCGCUUAAAGAAGCAGGCUGCCAAAGAAGCAGAGCAGAGAGUGAAAAUGUGUGAAAAGGUGAAGAAGAGGCACCAGAGCAAGAUGGACAAAAUGUACCGCGGCAGCAUCUCUGGCUCUGAAGAUACAGGAAGUGGCUUGGUGACCCCGAACAGUGACAACAAGCCCAUCACUGCUGACAUGUCCGGGUCUAUUAAAAUGACAUUCAAAGGGACCUUCCAGAGGAAGUUUAGAAAGGACAAAGGAACUGUUCCAAGACAAGGGGACACCAAUGUCAUAUUCAAAAAACAAGAGAAUGGGACCACAGGGAAGCCUGACUUUGUGGAUGUCUUCAAUGAGCAGGAUGAAAAUGAAGAGGAUGAAUAUGAAAUGAGUGGUUUUAAAGAUGAGGAUGAAGAAGGUGCAGUUCAGGUGAAAGAGUCCAUAUUUAACAGGCCUGGACUUGGGAACAUGGUUUUCCGAAGGAACUUUUCAGUGGAAAUGGGAGUCGAGCCAGAUGAAUUCCCAAGUGGAGACACAGAGGACCUGGGCUUCCUGAUCCGCAAGGAGGUGUUUGAGGCAGAGGAAGAUGAAUUGGAGGACUAUUUAGAGGCACAGUUACCUUGGAACCAGGAGGAAAUUGGACUGGAUGAAGAUGAUGAGGAGACUUCACCUCUGGAUGCCUUCCUGACCUCCAUAAACUUGCUGGAGUUUGCCCCUGUGUUUGUCCGUGAGCAGUUAGACCUGGAAGCCCUCAUGCUUUGCUCAGAUGAUGAUCUUAAAAGCAUCCGCAUCCAGCUAGGGCCUCGCAAAAAGAUUCUGGAAGCAGCAGCUCGAAGGAAAUCAGCUCUGGAUCAACCUGGUGUCAUUAAAGACAUCUUUCUGUAAAGAUAAUAUCUGUUAUACAUGAACAUUUUCAGAGUCAUUCAUCUGAGAUUCCUUAAUUGAUUACCCUGCUUAUGGCUGUUUGAAGA